This is a messenger RNA of Seminavis robusta, 1294 nucleotides long. Lineage: Eukaryota; Bacillariophyta; Bacillariophyceae; Naviculales; Naviculaceae. The record is from the annotation of a GenBank genome assembly.
ACUCAAUCUACCCAUUUCAAGCGGGUUUCUUGAGCACCGAGAACACAAUGUCAUGCAUCAUGCAUUUACCGAAGAAGAGGUGCGUCUCUCCCUUCAGAUUGAGCCUCAACUCGCACGCAAAACCAAACCAUGGUUCGACUAUGCAUACUUCCCAACCAGAAAGUCUCCGUCCUUGUCUUGAUCCUAGUUGCGUCGGAGCUUUUGGGGGGCAAUGGCACGUUGGGGUACAUUUUCCAUGAUGGCACCUCGUCAAAGAAUGGAAAGAGCUACCCAGGCAUUAUCGGCGGCAUAGUUGGGGGCGUGGUGGCCAUGGGAUUUGCCAUUUGCUUGGUUCCAGUUAUUAGAAGGAGAAUGUGGGAUAAGGCACACCGGAGAGCCGUACAAGAAGUGAAACAGGAUACCACAAGAACCACCGCCAGCACAGCACCCGUCAUCACGUUUUCAUCCGCCACUUUUUAUACCGCAUACAAACACGGGUACCGGAACAGAGGGUGCAGUAAAAAGGGAAUAAUCCACUUCAAACCAAUCCAAUCCGACCAGAAUGAUACCAUUGCUGCAGCCAGGGUCAGGGCGAACUUUAAACAAAUCACAGGAAAUGGUAAAGAUGAAACGGGAGAAAGGUACAAUAUUGUCAAUGGGCUCGUGUCUUCCAAUGGCAAGGCGUGCUGGGUGGAACAUAUUCCUGGCAGUAGAAUCAAGUAUCUCGUCACAGGGAAUUUCCGGAGCGAUAUUGAAAGCACUAGUAGCGCAACCAUAACCUUUGAAGGCUCGUGCCAACAAAACAAUGGGUGCAAGGGUUCCUUUUCCAGUUUCUCUGUUCACAAGACCGACAAAGAACACUCUGUUGCAGUCCUUCCUCCAAUGGAAGUGGCUUCUGCGGUGCCUAUCAUACUAGAUGGUUUACAGGAGGAGCCAACAGCAACGAUGGAUCUGGAUAACUAUGCCCUAGAUGUGGAAUUGCAGCCAGUGGAUCAGGUCACAGCAGUUGCACGCCCUGUUGGUUGAUAAUAUGCGACCCACUGGAUCCAAUCGCAGCAACAAAGUCUUGGAAGAACCACUCUCCUAGAAAUUGUAGCAUGCAUAGAUUCCGAUCCUGUACCACUUCCGAUUACUCUGUAGGUACUAGUACGCGGCCAAACCCCUACAUGUGUGUAUUUGUCACAGUUCUGACAUGCAAUCAAAAGUGUUGUAUUAGUAUUCCCUCUGACCUCUGCAAAUUUGGUUUCACUUCUCUCAAACACUGCUCCCGAACACUUCCCCCGAACACUUUUAGUGUUGUAUUAGUAUUCCCUCU